UGGAAGAAAGGAACAGGAGAAGCGGCAAUACCUUUACUCCUUGACACAGAGAGGCCUUUGAUUUUGUUUAUUGACUCCACAUUAUCUAUCUCUCUCGUUAAAUUCAAAUUUUCCUCUCACGUCAGAUUCAAAACUUUUCUUUCUUCUCUUCAAUUAUUAUUGCUCAGAAAACGGAGCAUAAUGGUCUCUUCGGAUACUGGUGGUGUUGCCAGUAGAAAUGGUGAUGGAAAUCCGAUUGGGAAGCUUCUGGGUUUGGGAUAUUGGGUUCAGGGAUUCAGGUGCUUCCCAUGGCUAAUAGUGAACUUCUUCCUCAAGGAUGGGUUAAAUGUGGAUCCUUCCACUCUUCAGGUCCUUCAGAAUUCUGCAAAUCUUCCCAUGGUUGGAAAACCCAUCUAUGGCCUCGUUUCCGAUGCCGUUUAUAUCUCAGGCCAGCAUCGAGUUCCCUAUAUCGCCCUUGGAGCUUUCUUGCAGGCACUGUCAUGGCUAGCCAUAGCAAUUUCACCAGCAAGCAUGUCGAUUCACUUCUCCAUGUUCCUCCUCCUUAGUAACCUUGGUGCUUCUAUAGCUGAGGUAGCAAAUGAUGCAAUUGUGGCAGAGAUGAGUAAAAAGCCACAAACCUCAACCAAGUCCUCAGGCAGCCUCCAGUCCUUUGUUUGGAUUGUUUCCUCUUUAGGAGGAGUCCUUGGAAACCUCCUUGGAGGCAUGGCAAUUGGCCGGAUUUCUUCAAAAUCUUUGUUCAUGUUUUUCGGCCUUCUCCUUGGCCUUCAAUUUUUUCUAACCAUUUCUGUUCGUGAGAGCUCUCUUGACCUUCCCAAGAGUCCAUCUGUUGGGAUGAAAAAACAAAUUUCAGAAUUAUCAGUUGCAUUGAGAAAACCUGAGAUUGCAUUCUCAAUAUCAUGGUUUGCAGCAUCUUAUGCUGUCAUUCCUGCACUUACAGGCACCAUGUUCUUUUACCAGACUGAGUAUUUGAAAAUUCAGUCAUCGGUGCUGGGUAUAUCCAAGUUUUUUGGCCAGGCAGCAAUGCUUUUCUGGGGCAUCAUUUAUAACCAACGUCUGAAAUCAGUCCCCCCAAGGAAAAUCAUAUCAGCCAUUCAAGUUACAAUGGCAAUCUUCAUGUUUUCCGAUUUCUUGUUUGUACAAGGCUUUUAUCGACAACUGGGUGUGCCUGACUCACUCUACGUCAUACUAUUCUCAGGACUCUUGGAGGUUUUAUUCUUCUUCAAGAUUCUGCCAUUCAUGGUUUUAGUAGCACAGCUCUGUCCACCGGGCUGUGAGGGAUCUGUAAUGGCGUUUCUCAUGUCUGCCGUAGCCCUCUCACUAAUAGUGAGUGGAUACCUUGGUGUUGCCCUUGCAUCUUUCAUUAAGGUAACAGCAAGUGACUUCUCAGGACUCCCCCUUGGACUUCUGAUUCAAGCUGGUUGCACUUUGUUGCCAGUUUAUUGGUCAUCCUGCAUACCUGAUGAUGUAAAAUCAGUAAGCAAGAAAAAUGACUAAAACAAACUUAUUUAUACAGAAACUUAGUGUUACAAGCAGAUAGUAAAAGUGUGUUUUGAUUUUGACAAGUUUCAUUCCAUUUAUUUCAUUGUUGUAUACUUGUAUUCAUCUGUCAGCUGGCAGAUGCAAGCUACAGAUGUUUAUCUACAGGUAUAUUGUAUGUUUUGGCAUCAAAUA
Molecule: messenger RNA, 1671 nt
Organism: Prosopis cineraria
Lineage: Eukaryota; Viridiplantae; Streptophyta; Magnoliopsida; Fabales; Fabaceae
Product: probable folate-biopterin transporter 7
Source: RefSeq, a predicted model, not a curated record